AUGUCUGAAUCAAAAUCUAAACUCCAAGAUAAUCCCCGCGGUGUAUUGGAGCAACACAUAACCGCACUUCAAAGUGAAUCAAAAAUUGAUCGAAGACAAGCUUUAGUGAAAAUAAAUGAAGAAAUAUUCAAUAAUCCUGAUAACGAAGGCUGCGAUUUGACUGUAGUUUUUCCUGAAAUCUAUGCUUAUAUAUUAAAAAGUUUUUCAGACACUUCAGAGUCAUGUCGAGAAAAUGCAAUAAUAAUAACGUCCAAUUUUAUACAACGCUUACCAUUAAAUGAUUAUUAUUUAACUUAUAUACUCCCUGUCAUUGUCCGUCGUAUUGGUUGCCCAGAAAUAAUAGAAGAAUCGGAAGAAAUUCGCCUCAUUCUAAUUGAGCUUGUGCAUAAAAUUCUGCUUAAGUACAAAGGAACACAUCUACUCAGUUCAUUUAUUAAUGACUUUACAAGCAUCCUGACAAAGACUAGUACCGAUCCAUUUCCGAAAGUGAAGUUAGAAGCAUGUGAAUGCAUCAUUUUACUAACUAAAAUACUGCAGAGAGAUUUUCAUUUCCAAUCAGAAAGUUACGUGAAACCACUAUUGUCCAACUUUGCUCACCAACAUUUUAGAGUGAGGGUUGCAGCUGUAAGAGCUAUUGGCGCUGUAGUGUUAGCAGGAAAUGUGAAAUGUUUUGAGCUGUCCAUCACUCCAAUGGCAGAGAAACUAUUUGAUGAGAACACUCAAGUAAGGCUGCAAGUGACUAUGGAAGUUGGCAAUUGGAUGCUGUGUUAUAGAGACCGCUACUCAUUCUGGCAUCGUAUGAUACCGCUUCUGCUUACUAGUUUAAGCGAUAUAAUGGCAGAUAUUAGAGAAGCAGCAACCGAAGUCUGGGAUGACAUUGGGCUUCAAUACAUGGAGGAGAAUGAAGAAGAUCUGAAAAAGAAAUCGGACUUUCUCAAAGAUGUUCCAUCCCACUAUCCAGAUGUGAAACGACCCAAUCUUGGAUGCAGGACUUUAGUGCAAAGUAAUAUUGGAAAAAUUGUACCAGCCAUUAGUCGAGAGAUGGAAGGCUGGCAGGCGGACCCGAGGCUUCGUUGCGCGCAGCUCUUGUGUUGGUUGCUACUGUGCUCGGAAGAUGGUUGCACUCAACAUGCCAAUACAAUUGUUAGGACUUUACACCGAGGAGCGUCUGAUGAUGACCAGAGAGUGGUACUCGAGAUUAAACGUGCAUCAGAAUUGUUUGGUUAUUUCAUAACACCAGACACAUGGUGGCCAUUGUUGGAAGCUGAAGUGGAUUCUUGGAGCGCCCUCUUCGUUAUUACAAACAUUCUCAAGGGAUCUCGUGCUGAGUUAGUUAAAGAGAAGGUCAUGGUCGAACUUUGUAAGGAACUCUCUGAUCCGGAUAGAUGUAGAAUUAGAAAGCCAAAAUAUCAAACAAACAUGCUGCUCGUAACUGAAGCGUUGAUGGACCUGUGCAAGGAGGAUUGUAAGGCAGUGGCGGAACAACUGUUCAUUAUCAAUUUUACAAUCUACGCUAUGCCUUAUGAUGAUAAAAUGCAAUUUAUGGCGUUAUCAAAUUUAGACAAGCUCCGGUCGAUAGAAAAGUGCGGUCGAACUCUUACAUCGUUGUAUGAGAUCCACAUACGACGAGUACUAUCGGACAUCACUAGUGAUGCGCUUACUUGGUCCAUGUUGACGCCUGACAGGUGCCUGUUGGAGUGUGUUCUGAUACAUUCUGGCUCGGCAAUUGGAGCUCAGUUACAUUUAAUAGCGCCAUUAUUAAAAGAAUGCUUGGCCCCGCCCAAAGUGGACGCGGAGGUGAAACUCAAAAUAUUCACCGUGCUAUCAACAGUAUUACUGAAAAGACAAACGAAUUUCAGCAAGAGUGAAUCUGAAAAUUUGGAGGCUUUCUUGAAGAUUGUAAUAAAUGAUAUAAUAAUGCCUAACCUAGUCUGGUCCCCCGGUCGCACCGCCGAGGCGAUCCGUACAGCGGCCGUGGCCUGCCUCUGUUCCGCGUUGCAAGAGAACCCUGAGAACUAUGAAGUCACAGUUGAAAAGGGAUCCGAUGGAGAUAAUAAGGAUGAGAAAGUAAACCUUUUUCCUACAAAGGAGUCUUUGGAACCCUUCUUAGACCAGAUGGUUCCACUGUUAGUGGGAUUGACGGACGAUAACUCCACUUUGACAAGACAGCACACGUUGCGAGCUAUAUGCUGUCUCGCGACUUUGUCUAAACAACGAGGUUGUUUUACUGUAGAUAUAUUGCACAAAUUAUAUUUUGUGGUUCUCAAACGUCUAGACGACAGCAGCGACAAGGUCCGCUCUAUCGCAGUAGAAACCCUCUGCACGCUGUUCCAAUGCCGGCCGCAGUAUGACACGGCGGUGUUCAACGCGCACAUAGACGCGUUGUACAGCGCCAUGUUGGUGCAUCUGGACGAUGCUGAUGAGGGAUUCAGGAAGGAAAUGCUGGAUGCUUUGAUCAAACUCAGUGAAAUAGACCCAAGACUUUUAAUGAAGAAGGUUAAAUCCAACAUCCACCUCUACAGAAAUAAAGCUGCUUAUGAACGACUGUCAAGUCAUAUUGAAAAGAUUAUUGAA
Brenthis ino (lesser marbled fritillary) is the source of this 2574-nucleotide messenger RNA. NCBI's taxonomy places the organism in Eukaryota, Metazoa, Arthropoda, Insecta, Lepidoptera, Nymphalidae. The record is from the annotation of a GenBank genome assembly.